Messenger RNA from Daldinia decipiens, 1933 nucleotides. RefSeq names its product FAD-binding domain-containing protein. Gene Ontology annotation, molecular function: oxidoreductase activity; FAD binding. The transcript has a single exon. The coding region runs from base 1 to 1731 and encodes 576 amino acids. The record is from RefSeq and is a predicted model, not a curated record. Lineage: Eukaryota; Fungi; Ascomycota; Sordariomycetes; Xylariales; Hypoxylaceae.
AUGGGAAAAAGUCAUACUUCAAUUUCCGCUCUUCUAUUACAAGUGAUCUGUGCGUCAGCAGAUGCUUCCAUCUUCAAAAAUGGCAGUUCUGGUGCAGAGUCCCCUUGCCGAUGCUUCCCCAGUGACACAUGCUGGCCUACCAUUGACGCGUGGGACGCAUUCAAUACAUCACUGGGAGGGAAGUUGAUAUCGACGAUCCCAAUCGGCGCUCCCUGUCACCGUGACACAGCAACUGGAUACGACUCUGACCAAUGCAGGAACCUGCAAGACGAGUGGUUUCUCCCAGAGACGCAUCUACAGAGCUCAUCAUCUACGAUGGCACCCUUCUUCACAAACAACUCGUGUAACCCCUUUUCGGGACCGGAUACCACCUGCAGCUUAGGGAACUACGUCACAUACGCUGUGGAGGCAACUGAUGCUGCUGAUUAUCAGAAAGUAUUGGAAUUCAGUAGUUCACAUAAUAUCCGGCUGGUAAUUCGAAAUACCGGUCACGACUACAAUGGAAAGUCUACCGGUGCGGGCGGUUUAGCUUUAUGGACUCAUAACCUGAAGUCCAAAGAGCUUAAGCAAUACAAUAGCACCGAUUAUUCCGGUGCAGCUUUAAAAUUCGGAGCCGGAGUUCUUGGAUCCGAAGUUUUCGAAUUUGCAGACUCUCAUGGGCUUGUUGUUGUCGGCGGCAACCAACCCACUCUUGGAUUUGCUGGUGGCUAUAUCCAGGGAGGUGGUCACGGUCCUUUAGCGUCUAAGUACGGGCUGGCCGCUGAUCAAGUACUCGAAUGGGAUGUUGUACUUGCCUCAGGGGAAACUGUUACAGCGUCAGCCAACUCUGCAUAUGCAGACCUAUAUUGGGCACUCUGUGGUGGAGGUGGUGGUAUUUUCGGUGCCGUGCUUUCGGUCACGGUUAAGGCUUAUCCAGCAAUAUCUUUCUCAACAGCCAGUUUGACAUUUGCAGUCCCCGAAAAUGCAUCGGACGUAAUUGUUGAUACCUAUUUCGGGGUUGUUGGUUCGUUCAACCAGCUCAUUCCUUCGAUUAACGAUGCUGGUGCUGUUGCUGUUUGGCUCGUAACAGCGCAGGCGUUUGUACUGUCGACUGUAUACGCUCCCGGGCUUGACAAAAAGGGGGUAGAUGCCCUUCUUCAACCAUUUUUGGAUAAGCUGGGUACUUCGAAUAUACAAUACCAGUACAAUUCUCAGGAGUAUUCAAGUUUCUUAGAAACAUUCCGCGCCCAAGUGCCAGUCAAUGUUUCAAACGUCAACAUUGGAGGACGAUUGAUUCCCCGAACACUUGUUGAGGAAAACAACGAGUCUUUAACGGCCGCAAUCCGUAAUAUAACAUACAGUGGCGCUAUAUUUUCCGGUGUGUCUUUCAACGUCUCAAUACAUGCUCCGGACUCAAUCGCGGCAAACCCAUACUUGCGUGACGCAAUAUUUGACGCCGUGGUAGCGACGCCUUUCGACUAUGCGAGCUGGGAGACCAAUUUGCAGAGCAUAAACGCAAUCACACAUGUGUUACUUCCUCAACUCGAGAGUAUAACUCCUAACGGCGGGGCGUAUUUGAGCGAGUCGGAUUUCCAGCAACCCGACUGGGAAACAACAUUUUACGGGGCGCAUUAUGAUAAACUAAGCCAGAUAAAAUCAAAGUAUGACCCAGAUGAUUUGUUUUACGCUCUCGGGGGUGUUGGGGGCGAGAGAUGGGCCCAGAAAUCAGAUGGAAGGCUAUGUAAAGUGUAGAAUAAGCUGGGCAGCGCUACGAGUAGCUCCCUCCGAGGUAGUGUAAUAAAAAUAGGUUAAAAAUAUCGGACUUGGAUCUAUUUUCGAGAGGUUGAUAGGCAUAUUGGUAAAAGCUAACGUAUUAUUUCUACCCCUAUGGACCUAGACAGCUUAGUUCUUACUAACGUUAAGCUGCGAAUGAAAGAUUCUCCUGAUGGCCUCA